AUGGACCCUCUUGCCGCCGUCAACGCAGGCUGGGCCGACCCAUCGGCAACUGCGGCCUCCCCUGCGUCCCCAACUACGCCGCGCACGUCGUCCAUGGCAUCCCCGGCCUCGCCGACUGCACAGCAGCAGGCCGCUCGCGCCGCGAACGCUGGGGGCGCGCAGGCCCCACACCAUCCAGCGUCGCACCUCUCUCGCGAACCCCACGUCUACGGCGACCCCGGCACGACCCUCAUGCACCCCGGUGGGGCCAGCAGUGCGACAGGAGAGCAGGGUGCGCCGCCAGCACCGUUCUUGCGUGUCCGCAUUGGCGUGCUGGAGCGCAACAGGAAGGACCUGCUCAUUCGUUACGAUGCGAGCACCAACCUGCCCAACUUCCGCACGUCGCUGUACCGCAACAUGCAGCGCUCGUAUGUCGAGUUCCAACGGUUUGCAGAGCAGGCCCAGCUUUGUUGUCCUCAGACCAUUAUCCCGGCACUGCCUCUGCCGCACACGUCUGCUGCGACCGACGAGGAGGACGACCGUCUUGUGCGUAUUGCUCUGCAGCGGUGGUUCUCGCGCGUAUGUGACGACCCGGUUUUGCAAAAGGAGGACGAGUUGAGGAGCUUCAUCGAAAGCGACUUUGGGUACCAGCCAGUGCCCCCGCCCAGCUCGCGGCGACAGGGCAGUUCGGCCGGAGCGAGCUUCACUGCUGCGCUGUCCAAGAUCGUGCGCCGUGGACCGCUGGACGACGACGAUGAGAUUGAGAGCGCGAGGGUCACGCUGGAGAAGCUCGAGCCCGCAUGGCAGAAUGCGGCCAGCGCAGUGGGCAACAUGGGCAAGGUCCGCAAGCAGCUUGCCACGGCCAACGCUGAGGUUGGAUCCCGCCUCAUCACGCUGGCCACCGACGAGGGCGACGCUGUGCUUGCGACUGCCGAGCGCAAGAUGGGCCGCGUAUACGAGCAGCUGGCGGGCAUGUCUAGCGCCCAGGGCGCGAGCGACAAUGUCAUUCUUAACGACUCGCUCGCGUACCAGGCUACCAACGCCAAGUCCGCCCGUGACGCCCUUGCGCAGCGCUCUAUCAUUCUCGAGGACAGCCAGAGCGCGACAAAGGCAGCCAUCAACAAGCGCCGCGUCGUCGAGCGCCUCAAGGGCAGCUCGAGCAUCAACCCGGCCAAGGUCGACGAGGCCAUUACCGACAUGGAGGAGGCCAACGCCAUCGAGACCCGCCUCACAUCACACAUCACUGCCAUCUCGCAGAACCUCCAUUAUGCGCUGCGUGGCCACUCGCGCUCGGCCCACGAGGACAUUGCCAUCUCCCUCCUUGAGCACGCGCGCAUGAGCAUCAUCUUCAACCGCCAGACCCUGCGUGAACUCGAGGCCCUCCGUCCCGACCUUACACGCGCGUCCAACCCGGUGACUUCGCCGCUGAGCCAGUCGGCCGUGGCGCCCCCGCCUCCCAUGGCUGGCGCGUACACCAACACUGGCCCCGCCGCACCCCAGAUUCCCGGCAUGCCCAACCAGGCCGCCCAGCAGGCUUCACGCCCCGGGUUCGCUUCCACUCCAGUCCCGGCAGCAGGCAUGGCGCAGUCCAUGUUCCUCCCCGGCCAGGCCGGCGCUGGCGAUCUCAACCGGCCCCGCUCGGCUGCCGGUGCACCAGGUGGACCCCUCGGUGGCGGUCCGAUGACACCCUCAGCCUCGUCCUCCGGUGGGCCCGUGGACCCACUCGGCGGCGCGCCCAUGGCGCAGAGCAUGAUGCUCCCCGGCCGGAGUGGGACGCCCGGCCGCGCCCCGCCCAGGAGGUUGGAUGAGCGCAAGGCAGCAAAGCUGCUUGCUGGCGGGUUCUGA
Molecule: messenger RNA, 1824 nt
Organism: Apiotrichum porosum
Lineage: Eukaryota; Fungi; Basidiomycota; Tremellomycetes; Trichosporonales; Trichosporonaceae
Gene: VPS17
Product: Vacuolar protein sorting-associated protein 17
Exons: 4
Coding region: 1-1824 (607 amino acids)
Biological process (GO): retrograde transport, endosome to Golgi; intracellular protein transport
Cellular component (GO): endosome; retromer, tubulation complex
Molecular function (GO): phosphatidylinositol-3-phosphate binding
Source: RefSeq, a predicted model, not a curated record